Molecule: messenger RNA, 6064 nt
Organism: Acanthoscelides obtectus
Lineage: Eukaryota; Metazoa; Arthropoda; Insecta; Coleoptera; Chrysomelidae
Source: the annotation of a GenBank genome assembly
UCGGCUGUGAUAUACCCAACCAACUUUAAAGAUUCCAAGUUGCCCAUCUCUAUGCUGUCAGUCAGGACGUCAGGAGAAAAGUGUCAGUUCGUUGAAGAAAUUGACGUGUACAAAAAUGGAUUUUAAGUUAAAAAAUAAUUAAUACACCCAAUUAUUACCUACUAAUUCGUAGGUUAAUCAGCUCUGCGUGCAUAUUUAUAAAGAGAUUUAUUAGCGAUAAAUAAAUAAAUAAGCAAUCAGAUACGAUGGAGGACGAGUUACUAGGCUCAGGAAGUAAGAAAAAUGGAUUUUCACAAUUCUGCACUAGGGUUUCCCAGAUCCACCAGAGCAUGUUGGACAAGUGGACACCAUAUGCCCUACCAAGAUGGUGUUUUGCAGGCUUCCUCAUCAUUUGUUUUGCUCUAAGAGUCAUCUUAUUGCAGGGAUGGUACAUAAUUACAUAUGCACUAGGGAUAUAUCACUUGAACCUAUUUAUAGCUUUCCUUACUCCAAAAAUUGAUCCUGCUAUGGACUUUGAUGCUGAAGAUAACGGCCCCGAGUUACCAACAAGAGCAAACGAGGAAUUUCGACCGUUCAUACGCAGACUGCCAGAAUUCAAAUUCUGGUAUUCAGUGACAAAAAGCACGAUCAUCGGAUUGAUAUGCACGUUCUUUGAUUGCUUCAACAUCCCAGUAUUCUGGCCUAUUUUGGUCCUGUACUUCUUCACGUUGUUGUGUAUCACGAUGAAGAGGCAGAUCAGGGUUAGUUAGGUUUUUUUAAUAAAGAAACGAACUAUAGGCGUUUUACACUGUUUUUGGCAGAUUCAUACCAAUGUUAUAUGAUAUAAGUAAACAGAUUGACGUACUAUAUCGUAUGUGAGAUUGACUUACUGUAUCGUGUGUGGGGCUUUACUUUCAAAUGGGAAAUUGCACACUGUGCAAACCUAUCCUCAACACAUCAUUUCGUAUUUCGAGGUAUUGCUAUGUUUUAUUUUAUGAAUAUCAAUAAAAGGUAAACUCAACCCGCACACCCAUGGCAACUGGGUUGUCACAUCGACAGUGAAUAAACAAAUAUUACAUUGGUGAGAAAUUUUUUGAAACUGAAGAACGUAUCUCUGUGAGCUUAUACAAUCGUCUGAGCACAGCGGCUUGUGUAUGAAGUAUGGUAGAAACAUGAUUAUUGAUUUUAUGUUUACCAAAGUUGUAUUUUGUCAAACAUCAAUAUUAUCUCCUUCCUUCAGAGUAGUUGCCUUGGAGGUGGAGACAUUGUUUUCAGCCUUGGUAGCAGUGCUGGAAGUCUUCAACGGGUACGGCCUCCAGCAAGUCUGUUACUCUCUUUCAAAUGUUUUCUGGAACCCCCAAAUGACGUUCUUUAAGGACAUUGUUCAUUUUUGGAAAAACUCACAUUCACUGAGAUCUGGUUAAUAGGGGGCCUGGCAAACCAUAGGAAUGCCUUUUGAGGUCAAAAUACUGUAAUCGACUUGACCUUGUGACAUGAAGUGUUGUCUUGAUGGAUCAUCCACUUGUUCGCAAUGCCAGUUGUGAGGUUUUUCGGCAACGUUUUGGCAGAGAUCUUUCUCAGUCAAAAUUUGAUAAACAGUAAAACUGUUCAAAUGAUCAGGACCUCGAAAGGAGGGUUUUCGGCCCUAAGGAAUUUAGAGUUCCGACUUUAUUACACUGUAAAGCCACUACAAACAUAAUACAAUGCAAGUUUAUUGAAGAAACUUAACACAGAUAUACUUAGUUGCUGUGCAACAUGGCAUAUAGUUAGCCUCAGAUUAAAUGCUGUAUUAAUGUAUAGUCAGUAAAAAUGAAAUUAAAUUUGACUAGAUGGAUUCUUAUUCAUCCGUUUUUCGCUUUUUGAAUAAUGAGAAGCAGCAGAAUCGCAAAUAUAGUCACUAAAUCAACAUUCUGUUUUUUUCUACUCUAUAUUAAGCGCGGACAAUUUAAUGUUUUGAAAAUUCUUUCUAUAUCUAAAGUGAUGGCAGCUUAGCUUGAUUCACAUGUUUCAUUAUUAGGCUUAAAAUACAAACUAACAUCCAUAUCUUCCGAAACAAUAUUCAUAUAAACCCCCAUGUUUGUCUGGCUAAUGAAAAUAAUGAAAAAUGUACUACAUUAAAGCAGAAAAAAUAGGGACGGUAGGCGACGGGCAGAUCUAUAACAUAGCAAAAAAUGACCCAAGUCACUGUUUUUGAGAUAUACAUUUUUUUGUCUUUUUCGAAAAAUUUCCUCUUUCAAUCUAGCUUUUGUUGCUGUGUCUAGAAAUAACAGGAUAUAUGUUUUUUUUGCAAAAUAUUCUCAGAUAGUAGGUCUGCUAUUUGAAAUAUCAUUUAUAAGGAUAAAUACAAGUAGGUAAACUUGACAAACUAUUUUACUCAACUUUGGCAUUCAGCAAUGAAAUAAAAAUAUACUAGACUGCUACCGCAAAGUACUACGAUAAAUUACCUGCUUAAUCAGUACUUCAGAAAGGUAAAAUAGUGCUACCGUUCUUAAAGAAUUCAAAAAAAAACUAAAAAAAUUCAUGAAACGCUUACUAGGGUCACUUUUUGGUAUGUUUUAGAUAUGCCUUUCACCUAUGUUCCUCAUUUUUUGACGUACUAUUUACCGGUUUUAUUGGCCAGACAGAUAUGGGGGAUUAUCAACAUGAAAACCACAGAAUAUGUUUCAGAUCUUAAAUUAACGUCCAUAUAUUCCAUAUUUUCUCAGCUAACUAGAACUGCUCCGUUGUUUCUCAAUAUUUUCCUUUUUUUUCUCUUAUAAGCUUAUACAUAGGACUUGCAAUUGUGGUUUUUAUUAUUCUUGAACAACAGCCACGGAUAUUGCUUUUUCAUGUUUUCAUUGAAACAAUCAUAAAUAACUCUUAAUUGUAUAAAAGUUAACUUUUCGACGUAAGUAUUAAGAAUGUCACACGUAUAAACCUGUGUCCUCCUAAGUUAUUCUCAUUAAAUACAAAAGAGAGACACUACUCGCUCACCACAGCACACGGGCUAAAUUUACUUGUAUCGAGAUAGAUAUGUAUUUAUUUGUUUCAAUUUUAGUUUCCAAUAUGAGCGCUAAACCUUUAAAAAACCAUACUCAUAUUUUACCGCAAGCUGAACCCGUUCCCUCUGUCUGAUAAUUUAUUCUUUCAUGUUUCAGCAUAUGAUCAAAUAUAGGUAUUUACCGUUCACGCACGGUAAGCCAAAGUACCAAGGACACGAAGAAGCGACGGGCAAGGUGAUCGUCAGCCCCAAGUGACAGGUCAUCAAGGGAGUGACGGACAUCGGACUACAUGUAGGCGCAGGCGGUACCUAAGUUACGGUACCGUCAACCGUACUAAAUCGAUCGUUUAAAUGCAAAACACUUUUUUUUCAUUCAAGGUUUCGAGCGUGGAUGUAAUUAAAGAUAUAAGAAAUUUUAUAGGGCAAUUGGCAACCUGGUAAAAUGGAUGAUGCGUUGACGGUCAUAACAAACAGAUGUUCACAUCUGACAAGUGUUGGCAGAGUAUCUUUAACGAUACUUCAUUACGUCAAAUGUGACAGCAAAUAACAGCUGCUAAUCUAGUGACAUCCAAAAAAUAACAAGUGCAGAUAGACGUCAACACGCAAUGAAGCAUAGUGAAAAAGCUUUUUUUGGGAUUAAACAUAACAUCACUUUCGUCAGGUUGCCGCUUGUAUACGAAAUUGAUAUAAAAUUUCAUAACACACUCAGAUAGGUAUGAUGCGCCACUGAAGUAACCCUCAGCGUUUCAGUUCCAGAGUAAGAAAUCUCGUAUCCUUGGGAGCAAUUUUCCGAUUCGAUUUUUUUUCAUUGUCACAUUUUUGGACGCGUCUUAACAUUGGCGGACGGUAAACUCAUAGCAAAUUUGCUUAAACAAUUUUUUAAAGAAACAUCAAAAGUUCUUUCGUUCUGAGUAAAGGUUUUUUAACCAUUCUGUACAAAAAUGGUUCUAAGAAACUUUUCUGUAAAGUUGAUAAUUUUCGAGUUAUAAGCAACAAGACAAAUAAGGUAUUCUAGGAAAUGUCCACAUGACGUCACGUACCUCAGAUGUACUGGUGAAACAUAACCCUAUAUUUCAUGUGUUUCGUGUUGGCGUCGUUCCUUCUGUGCGUUUGAAUUUUUAUUGACUUGCUUCGUGUAUAUUGUCGACAUGCUUUAAUUAUUAUCAGUACCUGAAAAAUUUUAAGCUGUAGUGUUUGGCUGCACUCCUUUCUCACAACAAAUCAAAACCCCUCGUUUAUUUGUAUAGUCCAUAUUUUUUUAGAUAGAUACUAAUUUUUAUUCAAAAACGCUAAAAUAAGACUCAACAACUAAAAUUUAUUAGUUAUUUCAUACCUCACAUGUACAUCGAUCUGGAUAUCACCUACAGGGUGGCCGAUAUGUAACUGACUGGUUUGUAUCUUGAAUAUUUGUGAAAUGAAAUAUUUUCUAUCGCUUUCGUAAUAUUGUUCUUCAGCUGCUGUUCAGUAUUUGGUUUGUUGGCAUAAACCCUGUUUUUAAAAAAUUCCCAUAAAAAAAGUCAGCAGCCGUUAAAUCCGUUGUCUUUGGUGGCCAGUUGAAAAGAUUCAUUGUUUCCCUAGCUUUGUGACAAGUUGCUCCGUCCUGCUGGAACCGCAUAUUUUGCCGGUUAAAUUGUUGGAUUUGAGGUGCCAGAAAGUUUUGCACCAUAUCACGGUAGCGCUCGCCAGUAACAGUAAGAUAAUUACCUGCAGCGUCUUAAAAGAAGUAAGGUCACCUCCAUACCAAACACCGCACCAAACUGUGACUGGACGAGGAUGUAGUGGUCGUUGAUGGAUGACACGAGGGUUCUAGAAUGCCCAGAUACAACAAUUCUGCUUAUUAACAAAUCCGUUCAUAUCGAAGUGAGCGUCAUCGCUCAUUAUCAGUUGUCGGUAAAAAUCUUUAUUUUGGGUAUUAAGCUGCAAUAAUAUUGCACCACUGUAUUGUCGGCGACUUUCAUGAUCACCAGGCUGUAGUUCUUGGGUUAACUAAAUUUUGCAUGGCCGCAAAUGCAAGUAUUUUUUAAAAUCGUGCAUAAUGACGUGUGACGAAUACCCAGUUCUUAAGAACGAUGUCUGGUAGACGUCUCAGGGCACUCCACUACAUUUUCACGAACUCUCGAUAUUUUCCGGAGUAUGAACAGUUCCAAGUUGGCAAGUCUUUAACUUCAACUGUUUGUUCACUUUUCCGCACCAACUGACAAAUGGUGUUGACACUGGGCACAUUAUUUCGACCGAAAUCUUGUCGUAGCUUCCGAAUCGUUGCAACAAUCGACUCAUUAUUGAAGUUUCAACAAUACGGACGCGUUGUGGUAUCGUGUAGCGCUCCAUGAUGAAUUGGACACAUGUGCUUUAAACAACUACUACGGCGCCACCUACUGAAAUGCGUGUAUCAAAAAUGACGCGCAAUUUAAGUCAGUCAGUUAUAUAUUGGCCAACCUGAAUAAGGAGGCUUCAAAAACUACUGUGCAUUCGGUUUAAAAUUACUAAUCGUAAUUCUGCUUACAACUCCAGAUGAUUUUGACUGCAAACGUUUUUGCCAUGAAUUGAAUGCUACAAUAACAGAAAGUGAAAUAAAAUGGUUUAUAAUAUAAUGGAGAAUAUGAAUCUUAUGUUCCUUUACUGAAACUCUGAGAGUGCUUUAAUAUUGACGAUCUAUUUCUGUAUAGAUUUACGGAGUCUUAAGUGUGAAGUGGCAUGUCAUUCUAUGGCAAUGUCAAGAUCUUGGUGUGUAAGAAACAAAUCGAAUUAUUGAGUUUUUAACACACGGUUGCCAAAUUUUAUAAUGGUCCCUGUAAAUUCAUACAGAUUUUAAUAAGUAAUAAUAAUAAUUCUGAAGAAUGAUAAAGUAUCAAAUAAAUAUAUCUGUAAUUUUGUCCAUCACACCCCUGAGACACACCAAAGGACCUAGUGCGCUUUUUAUGUAAAACAAAAUUAUUUAAUGUACAUUUUGAAUGAGUAGCCCUAUACAUGGUGAAAGCCCUAAUAUUUUUCACUCAUCCACUUUUUUGUAUAAUCUUGUCAUUAUGGUAUUUUUAUUGUACAAAGUUAAACUUUAUUGCAAUUAUAAUUUCUUGUAAAUUGUUUAAUAAAACAAACUUUAAAAAA